UAAAAUUCUCAUCAUAAAAUUUAAAUGAAAAAGCAAAUGGCUGACUACAGAUCGACAUUCUCGAUUUCCUAAAAAUAAAUCCGAUCUUAUUACAUGAAUUAUGCUCUAUUUAUGAUCAUGACUAGAAAAAUAUUGACAUUUAGUAUACAAACUACUUGAUAAAUAUAUUAUUGCAUUGAAAAAUAAGCCCAAAUAGUAGAUUAUUUGAAUAAAUAGACUAACCCAAUUUUCAUAAAUUUUGAUUUGCAAAAAUAUAUUCGUGCUGCUGAGGAAUCUAUGCCCGAUUAUAUUGUGUUGAUGUGAAUUUUGCGAAUUCGCAGUGGAGCCGCCGCUGAGCAUCAUGGAGCGGACCCAUGAUAAGCGGUACAGCAAACACUACAAGGAGAAGCACAAGAAACACAAGAAAUCCAAGACCUACUCUAGUGGUACACAUGAACAGUCUUAUGCUACUAGUAACUCUAAUAAGCCUUUGGUGGAGUACUCAGAUGUCAGUUCUGAAGAUCUCUCAGCUCCAGAAGCUGGUGAGAUUGAGAGUGAAGCCAGCUCUAUUGGCAGGCAUAUUGCUGAUGAUCUGGAUAGAACUAGAAAUUCACAUUCUGUGCGCACAUUUCUUGACAACAAGAUAUCAGUCACAACUAGCAGUCGGACUGUGGAUGAAUACACACUUACCCGUGAUUCUUGUUCGACAGUGAGGAAGAGACGGGAGUUGGACUAUGAUGAUCCUGACUUGGAGUUUGAUGAUCACGCUCAAUAUAAGAAGAAAGGUAAAAAAAAGAAGGAUAAGAAGAAGCGGAAGAAGAAGGCAAAGCAUCGUUCCAGGUCUGAAAGCCUUGACAGUGUUUCCCCUGUUGAUCACCUUCUGAAGGAGACUACAGUCCGUCCUGCUACACCUCAAAGGUACACAAAAGUACCUAUAAGUGAAUGGGAGAAGGCUUCUUCUCCACUCCACAAUGGCUCCUGUUCACCGGUAUCACCUUCUACACCACCGAUACUUCGACAUGAGAUUUCACCGAGGCAUAGAAUUGAUCAUCUUGAUGCAAUUCACACAUUGACAUAUUCGCCAGCGAGACAUAGAGACAGAUCUCCCUUAAUCAGUUCAAGUAAUAGAAAGAGACAGAAAUCUUCAACACCACACACUCCAUCAAUUCCGCCUUACCAUGAGACAGUCACGAUCGAGUCAGACAAUGAGGAAUAUGAAAGGAACCGUAGGGAAUACUGGCAUGAGCAGCAGAGGCUUCAGAAUGAAGUUAUGGUUAUAUCUGAUUCACCGGUACACCAGUCGAGGCGGGAGUACAGUCCGCGCCGAUACCGCAAGCGCAGUCCACACAAAAUCAAGAACAAAAGUCGCGAACGAGACAGGCAUCGGGAUCAUCGCAUGAGUCAUAGGUCACACAGCCGUAGUUCGCUAAAACGACGUCGAUCAGUGUCGCGGUCUCGCCGUCGCUCGUCGUCACCUCCGCGACAUCGCCCACGACACAAGGAACCCAGCAGAGAUCGCCAUAGGAACAAACAUGACUCACCUAGUCCACCCACAGCAACAGUGCUUCAGCGCAGGUUAGACUUCAAGCAAAAGAUCAGUGAUACCAGCCUAUUUGCUGAACUUGUCAAGGAUAAACACAAGCGAGCCAAGAAACUUCAAGAGAUAUUGAACCAAAAGGAAGAGGAGUCCCAAGGUGGUGCGUCAAGCUCAGCCUCUAUCAACAACACUGAUAUCCUCACCAUUGACGAGUGUUCUAAUGCCACUGUGGACAGCUCCAGUCAGGCAUUCAAAGAGAAUGGUGAAUUGAUCAAAAGUCAGGAUGUGGUUGAUAUUCCGAUGCCUAUGCCAUCUGAGAUUGUCCCGGCACUGCCUGAAGACCCUCAGCCACCAGAACUGCCUCAACCACCCGAAGAGGUACCUGCCCCCGAACCACCAAGCAAAGCCCCAGAGCAGCCGGCUGCUGCUAAUGGUGAAGUGGAAAAUAAUGAGUUACAGCAAGAGCAGCCAAUAGUACCGACAUCAGAAAAUGUUCCAUCGCCAGUCCCGCCACGACCCAGCAUUGUGGACAGUGUGAUGUUGAACAGUCAGCCCUCACAGCCACUCAAACCCAAGAGUCUCACCAAGCUACCUAUGCCACCCAAUACUCAGGUUGAAGACCUAAAGACACUUGUUAAUGAAAGCCCACUCAGCACUCCAUCAACAAGCCCUGUUAAGAAACCAGAAAAACCAAAGAAGACUGGCAUCAUGAACUUGCCUAUGCCACCUGUGGUGGCGGGCACAGAGGAGUUGAGCGGGGACGAGGCGGAGGGCUCUACCCCGCCGCCUGUGUCACACUCACACAAGUACUCACACGUGUUCGCCAGGAAGAACAACAAGGAUAUUGCGAGUCAGUCCGGCACGAAACUAAAGCGGCCGCGUAUCCUGAAGCGACGUGGUUCCAAGGUGGUGCCAGUGGUGACGCCCACACACCACGCCAAGGACUGGGGGGAGAAGUGUGUCGAUGGUUUCCAGGUGAUAACUCAAAUAGGCGAGGGCACAUAUGGGCAAGUAUACAAAGCUCGCGACAAGAAUACGGGGCAGCUAGUUGCGCUGAAGAAGGUGCGCCUCGAGAAUGAGAAGGAGGGCUUCCCCAUCACCGCCGUGAGGGAGAUCAAGAUACUGCGACAACUGAACCACAAGAACAUUGUCAAUCUGAGGGAGAUUGUCACCGACAAACAGGAUGCCAUGGACUUUAGGAAGGAUAAAGGUUCCUUCUACCUAGUGUUUGAAUACAUGGAUCAUGAUCUCAUGGGUCUACUGGAGUCAAAGAUGGUUGACUUCACAGAAUCACACAAUGCUUCUAUAAUGAGACAAUUGUUAGACGGACUUGCAUACUGCCACCGGAAGAAUUUCCUGCAUAGAGACAUUAAGUGCAGCAACAUAUUGAUGAAUAACAAAGGUGAAGUUAAGCUCGGUGACUUCGGGUUAGCGCGGCUCUGGUCGGCUGAAGAUAGGCAGCGACCUUACACCAACAAGGUUAUAACAUUGUGGUAUAGACCACCGGAGCUACUUUUAGGUGAAGAACGGUAUGGGCCCGCUGUCGAUGUUUGGUCUAUGGGUUGUAUACUCGGGGAGUUGUUUCAAAAACAUCCCCUAUUUCAGGCUGGCGUGGAGAUGAUGCAGCUGGAAAUGAUAUCGCGCGUGUGCGGCACGCCCGUGCCCGGCGUGUGGCCCAACGUCGUCAACCUGCCGCUCUGGCACACGCUGCGGCCCAAGCGCUUCCACAAGCGGUGUGUGCGGGAGCAGUUCGCGUUCAUGCCCACCCCCGCGCUCACUCUGUUGGACAGGAUGCUGGAGUUGGACCCCGACAAGCGAAUCACCGCCGAGGAGGCGCUCAAGAGUGCCUGGCUAAAGUCCGUCGUACCUGAGCAAAUGCCUGCUCCUGAACUUCCAACAUGGCAAGAUUGUCAUGAGCUUUGGUCAAAGCAGCGUAGACGUCAACAAAGAGAAGAACAGACCAAACCCAAAGGUUACAACACUGAAGACAAAGACUUCAAGCAGGCUGAUGCUAGUCAGUCUGAUGCCAACUUCAAGAGUGAUUUCAAAAUAGAAAACUGCUUUAAACCGGAACCUCCACAAGAAACUAUAGGACAAGUAAAAUAGUAUUUGGAGUAUUAUUACUUUGGUUAUUACCAAUGGUGAGUGAUACGGUGCAUUGAAGUGCAUAUGAACCGACCGCCUUAGUAGUGAAGUUAAUGUAGAUUAUGGAUACUGUGAUUUGUAAAAUCAUAGCUUUGAGUGAUACGAAGCUGUAUAGAUUGAAACCAAAGUGCUAAGUGUUCUGUUACCUGUCAGCAAUACGAACUGUAUGUAUGUAUGUAUAUAAUUGUAAAUACUUUAGUCAAAUAAUGUGAACAAUUUUGUGAAUGUCUCUAUAUUAUGUUGAAUUUUAAGUAAUCUUCCAUUUCUUUCCGUGUAUGAGAUGGAUGUAUACAUAUUAUUUUAAUUAAGUAUGGAAGAAGGUGUUAUGGAGGAAUGGUGAUAGUGGAAUGUGCGUAUUUAUAGUGGGCAUUGUUUUAAUUCCUUUAUAUCUCAUAAAACCAAUAGAUUGUAUUAAAUUAAUUGUAUAAUAAACUAUUCUACUCACAAAUGUUUUACAAAGAUCACAAUGAUUUUUAUAUUAUUGUUUCUAUUCAAUUUCCAUCAAUUUUCACUCAUAAUUCAAUUUUAAUUUUUAUUUAAUAAUUAAUGUUAAAUUUAUUUAUUUAUUUAAUAUAGUUAAAUGUAUUUUAAGGAGCUUGCAAGAGAUUGCUCUAUUCCCAAUUUUUACCACACAAUCAUUUCAUAGCAAAUCUUUUCAAUUUCAUAACACAACAUUCUAUGUCGACUUUUUUUUACAGUCCUGUUGCAGAAGUUAUUCACCCUACAAAAGACUUAUUUUAUUUAACCCGAGAAAUAGGCACAACCAGUUUAUAAUAAUUACAAUUUCUUAAAAAUUUAUGUGCCUUAUAUACAUAACAUUCCCAAAAACAUAUUUGGAGACAACCAUCAAUAUGUUAAUCUCUUUAAAUUUUUCUUAUAUUGAUUAUUUAGGUUCUAGAUAAGUAAGUGGUCGCAACAGCAAUGUCUGCAAAUCUAAAAUCAAAAUUGUGACACCCAGGCUCACAGUGUAAUAAAACUCCAUUAAAUUAAAUAAAAAUUUAGUGAUCUGUGCAUCAAAGCCUCCAUACAACCUCCUCACGUCCAUCGUUUGUAGUGGGUGGUAAUGGAAUAGUAUACAGGGCGACCGAAAGUCUAACUACUUGCCUCGUCUGGGAUUCGGAACCGACUUAAAUGUAUAAAAAAACAGCCCUACUUUAUGAUGCCAAUCAAAAUAAUGGCCAAUAACUAAUAACUCUUCUUAAGUAGCAUAGUAUUUUGAAAGAAAGGAACAACUUAAAAUGUUUGAGUCAAUUUUCAAGAAUGUUAUUUAUUGCCGACGACGACUUUCGAAAAGUAGCGAUAUCUUAAAAAUAUCUUUGAAUGCAGAAUUAAUAAAUUUUAAAAAUAACAUAGUCUUCUUUCAGUAAAAUACCCUAUCUACGAUAUUUAUGGUACUUUCCCCUCAUGUCCCAUAACUUUGGGACAUCCUGUAUAGAAGGCGCGAGGUAAUCAUGCAUCCGAUUUUUUUUUCCUUUGCCGGAUCUCUUUUAAUAUGAAUAAAGUAAGGAAUCCACAAUCAAAGACUAUUUACGGUCAAGUCUUUUUACUAUAAAAAUAAAAUGACGAAAUUUUUUACUACUGGCAAAAUACGUUGUCUUUGUAUUAUUUAUCUUCAAUGGCCCUCUAAUCCGGCGUUCAUACCGGAUUAUAGGGCCGGUUGCCUGGGUCGCUAAGUGCUGUGAAAUUAAGCGCCUACGGUAUAUUUUUUUUUAUUCUUAUACCACACAUUCCAGAGCUCCAAAACAACUAAGGCAUUACUUUCCUGUAUUGGAGUAAAGCACUGGUAUAUUUGGUAGUGUAUUACACUACUUCCUAAAUUGCAAAUUGAAGAUGUUAUGUCACUGUACUUCCUCAAAGAAGAAAAAAAUAAAGAUCUAAACUUUCCUACUCAUAUUGUCAUGGACGUGAACAUAAUAUAGAAGUAUUUGGAUAUAAACCAUUAUAUUCGCUAAAGUACACGAACAAGCGGAAAAUUAUCUUACACAUAAUAUGUAAGUAGGUAUUAAUGUCAAGUAUUUUUUUUAUUAAUUAAUUAGUUAAUUUAACAAGUUCCAAAGUAGAGAUAUACCUACAACUAACAAAUUAUCAAAUAUUUAAAAGAAUACUCUAAGUUAGGUAGAUAUUUUAAAGCCUAGGUUUAGGUGACUUUUAGACUACCAGCGCGUGAGUUGUGAUUAACGGCCGUUUCCAAUAACCUAUCUAUCCUUAUUUUUUUCCUUUUCUUACUAGAGGUAGACAAAUCUAUCCAUAAACGCUUACUCAAAUUUCAAUAACCUAUAAAGCAUUGAAGUAUAACUAUAUUAGAUAUGUCUAUGAAUAGAUAAGAUCUUGUCAUUAAACAGUGAUAGCAAUGUAUCCGUAACUAGAGAUAUUAUUAAAAACGGCCGUUAGUGUUAAUCGGAAUGGCAGAUAGUUAACAACGCGUAAAUAUGGCGUAUUUCAGUAAAUGUAGGUGCGUACAGAUUGGUGAAUAUAUCAUGCAAUGAAAGCAUUCCCCGUAUAUACGCUGCAAUGUAUCAUGAAAGGUACUUUGUAACAAUUCCUCAUAGCUACUACGUCUUGUGCGCGCAAAACGAGCAUUUCCCGCUCACGCUACGAAUAUUAGGUUCGGUUUCAACCAAAGCGGAGAGGAGAGGUCUCAUUUUUCUUUGAUUUUGUGCCGCGUGCAACUAAGCGGCGCGGCAGAGCGGAGAUGUGAGAUGUCUGUACUUACCCAGGCGGCCGCGCGCACAUUUCCCCGACGCCCAAAAGCGUCAUUUAUUCGAUUGAAUGAUCUUGAAUGUAAAAGGCGUUUCGUAUUUGUCCUUAAAAACCGCGCGCGGAGCGAGCCGUGAUUCGAACGAACUCUGCGACUGAAUGGCGGAAACAGACAUACGCGGGAGUUUCGAAGCAAUGCGCGCUAUAAGUUGCAGCGAACAUGCAAAUAAAGGUAUAAUGAUACAUUUCUUGUUACGUUUCACUAGUCUGUACGUACCUUAAGUGGGGAAACUCUUUCACUGCCUGCAACUACCAAACAAAAUAUUACAUAUUUUCACCAGUAAGUCUUCUGACGUUUUUAUAAUAAAAUAUAUUGCGACCAUUUUUAAUCUCAUUACGGCAUUUUAUUUAUUCGUAUUACCGUCAUUGGAGUGUUGCAAGUGUAUUAGUGUAUACAUUGCUACAUGUGAUGUUUAUUUCUGUAGGCGAUUUACCCUUAGAACAUUUCUAUUACGGUCUUAUUUAGAUUUUUAUGAUUUAUAAUUUUGAUAAUUUAUAUAUCUACAUAGACUGACCGCUGUGAACACGUAGAAAAAAAGAACUGUAUUCAGUAACUCACGCACCCAAAAACAAAGUUGGAUACGUAUCGCGAGAGUAAACUUUUCACGAACACAUUAUUAAUAUACCUGGCAUGUAAUCAUGUGUUGCCUAACAGGAAGAUGCUUUGGGAAGUAUAAAAUAAGUAAAGUUUAUAAUAUAAAUCAUCACAAUUAUUUACUGUGUUAACUGUGCGUAUAAAAUGUACGGUAAAUUGUAUAGUUUAAGUGUCAUAGGCCUACACCAGUGAUAUGCGUUCACUGGCCUAAAGCGGAUCAAUGAUUCGACAUCUGAUGACCGGACUUGGAACCCGUACCUGGAGAGAACGUCACAAUUCACUGCGUACCGCUCCUCAACUUAUGGGGUACUUUAAACAUGGCCGAGUAAAAAAAGGACUCCGUGUCACCUUACAUAACAGUGAAGCACCAAAUUGUGGCCAUAUAUUAUGAUUAUUUAAGGGAGAAUAAUAAUUGUGUAAAUGGUAUCCCCCGUAACCGCACACACACUAGCAUAAAGGUGCUUCAAUUGCUAAUAUCACGGCGCCGAGUCCUUCUGUUUUUACUCGUCCGUGCAUGGCCUAUAUCUAGUAGUAACCCCCCACCCCUUAACAGUCGACAUUAUUCAGUCAGUUAAGAAAAAUUAUUUAAAAUACAAAAGUAAGAACUUAGAAACAAAAUUAAUAAUAUUGUUAGAUACAUUCCUGUUACAUAACUGUAGAAAAGCUAAUAUAUUAUUUUUCUUACAACUGACAUUAUGUUUUCAAGUUAUCAUCUCAUUCUAACCUCAUAACUACUAGCUCAUUUGCUUUUUCAAUGCUCUUUUAAAAUAGAGGAAUUUGCUGUUUAUAAAUUUAAACGGGUCACUUUUCUUAAUGUUUUUAUCUGACCUAUUUAGUUUAAUUAAUAUAAAUGUGUGGCAUUUAUUGUGUAUUUGGUGAAAUAUGGUAUGAUUAGAAAUACAGUAGUUUCUAAAUUGUAAACAAAGUAUUGGUUGAUAAUUCCACUACAUAUUUAUUAGUUGUGUUGUAUGGGGAUCCUAUUUCUUUAGACUCAGAAAGAAAAGUUGAGUUAUCAUCAUUAGACAAUGAAAUCUGUAUGACACAUCCCAUGCUGUUUAUCUUCAUAGUACCUAUCAAGGAUUAAAAAAUCAGUGUCUAUGAAACUUUGUUCAAAAUAUACAUAUAUUUAAAUAAAAUAUCAGUGUCUUUAAUUAUAAUAAUUCAAUUUUGACAUAAUUUUUUACUAACACAAAUAAAAAUACGUCUUGAAUCUAUAAAAAGUUUUUAUUUUAAACAUGCAAAAUACUACGAAUAAUGUGUAAUAUAUACCUAUACCUACAAUAAUGAUAACAUGAUAGUUAAAUAUUUCAAAUCAAUUCAAAUUUCCGGGGAGGCCUUUGUCCAACUAUGAAUGUCUUCAUGUGUACAUUUUAACAGUUUACUCAUAUUUAAAUAAGAGACAAUUAAUUGAAUUAUGGUCAGAAAACUUGAAACAAUAUUCUUAGUAUUUUAAUUGAUUAAAGGUUCUGAAGGUAUUUGAAAUAAAAUAAAGACAAAAUCUCCUUUUAAGUAAGUACAUAGUUGUAACAAUAUUUUUGUUUAAUAUGUAAGCUGUGAAUAAAUUGGGGUGGGGCAUUUACAUACCUAUUAAUGUGUUAAUUUUCAAUGUUUGCCACAUGUACCACAAAAUGUACAAUAAUCUCCUAAUAAUAUAUAUAUAUAAAAGACUAGAGUAAUAAUUAUUGUAAUGUACAGGGUUAUAAAAGGCAAUGAAGUAUUCAUUACAAUGGUCUGGAGUUAUUGUUGCUUGUACAUAUUAUAUGAUACAGAGACAACACUAUUGGUUUGCAAUAAGAAAAUGAUUUAGAUGCUUUCUUAGAUGUUAUAAUUUACAGUUGGUCUUCAGUUCCCUAUUUUAAACCCACCAGUGGCUGUGAAAAGUUUCUAAAAUAAAUAAAAGUAUAAAUAAAUGGUGCAUACUUAGAAGGGAAUUGUAACUGGCAAAAUAUGUAACAGCAUUAUUAUUGUUUCUCACCACCGUCUCAAAUGAGUAUGUACAGAGGAUAAGCUUCUUAAAAUUGGGCAAAAUUGUUACCUAUUUUAGUAGGGUUGUCACAAAAGUAAUAAACAAAACACUUUACCUAGUAUUCAUGUGACUGUAUCAAAUGCUCACACCCAGAUCAGAUUCAUUCGUUUGUGACAAUCAAUAUUAAAACAAUUGGAACUAGAAUAAUAUUUAAUUAUGUUCAGAAAGCUAUAUAUUUAUUUUGUUUAAAAGGGGAUCGAUUUAUUGUAAGACUGAAGAUGUAAGUAUCCCUAACUCUGGAUUGUUAUCAUAUUAGGACGCUAUUGUAUAAAUGUAAAAAUCCUACAUACUUUUUUAAAAUAAUUAUAACUCCUAAAACAUA
Messenger RNA from Leptidea sinapis, 9361 nucleotides. It is a transcript of the gene Cdk12, whose product is annotated as cyclin-dependent kinase 12. The record is from RefSeq and is a predicted model, not a curated record. The transcript is spliced from 17 exons. Lineage: Eukaryota; Metazoa; Arthropoda; Insecta; Lepidoptera; Pieridae. The coding region runs from base 341 to 3622 and encodes 1093 amino acids. Gene Ontology annotation, cellular component: cyclin/CDK positive transcription elongation factor complex; nucleus. Gene Ontology annotation, biological process: transcription elongation by RNA polymerase II; positive regulation of transcription elongation by RNA polymerase II; protein phosphorylation. Gene Ontology annotation, molecular function: cyclin binding; RNA polymerase II CTD heptapeptide repeat kinase activity; ATP binding.